This is a messenger RNA of Prorocentrum cordatum, 931 nucleotides long. Lineage: Eukaryota; Dinophyceae; Prorocentrales; Prorocentraceae. The record is from the annotation of a GenBank genome assembly.
CGAAAGCGGUGAAGGACAGGCCGCAGAGGCAAGGACACAAGGGCACCGUGGAGAAGGCGAGCGUCCUUAUCAGGCGCGUUGGCUGCAUCGCGCUGCAACCGAGCACAGGCCAGAGGGAAGAGAGAGAGCCACCGCAGUCUGCACUUGCGGACGAAUUCGUCGAAACAGCCUGCGGUAAUGAACCAUCGCCAGCUGGCGACGAUCGCUGUUGGGAACGAAGAGGAGCCCCACCCGCCGCCAGCCCGUAGCAGCGGCGCGCGCCCCAAGGAGCGGCGGCGCGGCGCGGGACCACCCUCGUGGCGCGCCUCCACGCCGCCCGAGAAGCUCCAAAACCUGGCGCAGGAAGACAGAGGGUCCGCGGCUCCAGUGGUGAUCUUCGGCGAUGCUGCACUUUCUUGCAACGCCAUCGGUUGCACGCAAGGGUCCGUGGCGCCUCUCAGCGCCACCGAGACGGGUAUAAAACGCCCAGUCGGCCCCAGAAAAUUGCCGCUCCUAAGCGGCAAGGGUCCGUGGGAACAGUGGAGAGAGCCAGCCGGCCCUAACACUUCAAACAAUCAGCCGAAUGCCUGGCCAGGGAGCAUCCGCGAGGACUGGAGCCAGCCAGCGAGGGCAACGGCGCAAGGGGGAUGAGAAGGAGGAGGAUGCGGACUGAUCGAACAAGGACAAGAGAUGCCCAUCAAUAAAAACUUGCCGCCCCGAAAACUCGCGGGGCUACGAUGUCAGCAAGACUCCCAAUCCAGCACCGUCCGUCGGAGGAUCCCCGUGAAUCCGCCUCCGUGACCGCGAAUCCGCCAUCCUACCGAUCCUGGACACAAUAUCGGCCUGGCCAAAAUCGGUGUAUAUGUACAAUGUGCGCCCUCCGAAGGUAACGCGGCAACCAUGCAAGAUGUUGGCCCCGCCACCGCUUCUGCGUGGCAGCGCUUCCUUCUUC